UGUCCUUCUUCCGGUAUUAAACCUGGGGUUUUAAGCGACGGCCAGACAAGCCCUAAGGCCGGAGUCCUUCUGCAAGGUGUUUGCUGCUCGCUCGCCUCCCUGGAGCGCACGCUUCCCUGCGGGGUGACCCGGUUGGCUGAUCGAACCCCGGCGCUGGGACUAGAAACGGGCGGGGCGCUGACGGGUGUUUGCACCCCUCUGGGGAAGGCGUGGUGCGCGCCAGGGUCUGGUUCACCGCCCUGGGUCUCGGGGAGCCUGGCCGCGCGGCCGCCGCGAGGACCCACGAGCGCGCGGUGCCCCAGGAUGUGGCCACGCGGCGACCCCAUGCGGGCCCCGGGGACCCCCGCGCCAGGCCGCCCGGCCCUGCCUCUGCUGCUGUGGCCUCUGCUGCUGCUGGCGGCGGCGCCGUCUGGCCGCGCAGUUCCCUGUGUUUCUGAUGGUUUGCCUAAACCUACAAAUGUCACCUUCUUUUCCGUGAACAUGAAGAAUGUCCUACACUGGAAUCCUCCAGAAAGUCUACAAGGAGUUGAAGUUAUGUACGCUGUGCAGUAUUUCAUAUAUGGGCAAAAGAGAUGGCUGAAUAAACCUGAAUGCAAGAAUAUCAGUAGGACCUACUGUGAUCUUUCUGAUGAAACAUCUGACUAUGAACACCAAUAUUAUGCCAAAGUAAAGGCCAUUUGGGAAACAAAUUGUUCCAAAUGGACCGAAAUGGGGCGAUUCUACCCUUUUUUAGAAACACAAACUGGUCCCCCAAAGGUUGCCCUAACUACUGAUGAGAAGUCCAUUUCUAUUGUCCUGACGGCUCCAGACAAAUGGAAAAGAAAUCCAGAAGACUGUACCAUUUCCAUGCAACAAAUAUACUCCAAUCUGAAGUACAUUGUGUCUGUAUAUAACAUCAAAUCCAAAAGAACAUGGUCCCAGUUUGUCACCAGCCCCACGCUGGUGCUCAGCUGCCUGGAGCCCAACACUCUGUACUGUGUCCAGGUGGAGUCUUUUGUCCCAGAGCCCCCGCGCCCUGCUCAGCCUUCUCAGAAGCAGUGUAUCAGUACUUCGGAAGAUCCAACAUCAGCAUUGAAGGUUAAAAUCAUUUUGUGGUAUGUUUUGCCCACAUCUGUGAUCGUGUUUCUAUUUUCUGUGAUUGGCUACUCCAUCUACCGCUAUAUCCAUGUUGGCAAAGAGAAACACCCAGAUAAUUUGAUUUUGAUUUAUGGAAAUGAACUUGACAAAAGAGUCUUUGUGCCUGCUGAAAAAAUCAUGAUUAACUUCAUCACCCUCAAUGUUUUGGAUGAUUCUAAAAUUCCUCAGAAGGAUAUGAUUCGACUGGACAAAAGCAGUGAUGGAUCCAAACUCAGGGAUCCCAAGCCCCUCUGGAACUUGGAGUCCCCUCCAGAGGAAGUGGAGGUGAAACACUUGGAGUACACCCCACAUUUGGUGGGAAUUUUCUGUAACUCGGAGGAAAACACCAGAGCUACUUCCCUGACCAAGCAAGAGUCGCUCACCAGCACAACAGCUGCAGGCGAAGCUGUGGUUGAAUAUUAGUGUGAUGUAAGAACUGACAUUCAUGGGGGAUCUGAAGAUCACCAGUUCAGUACACAGGAGGGGGCAUCCAUACAAGGAAAAUUAUUUCAGCAACAGGCAGCUUUGGCAAGCUUGGGUCCACCGAUGUUGUGCUCCUAUAGGCCUCAGCUCAGUGACUUACACCACCUGGCACAGGAGCGCUCUGCCUCAGAAGAGGGACUAGAGGAGGAGUCGUCGACGACCCUGGUUGACUGGGACCCUCGGACUGGCAAGCUAUGUAUCCCUUCCUUAUCUAGCUUUGACCAGGACCCCGAGGGCAGCGAGCAUAGUGAGUCUGAUGGUCUCACAGAGGAAGGCCUGCUGUCCAGACUCUACAAGGAGCAGGUACCAGCCAAGACAGAAGAAGAUGAAAACUAUGUCCUGCAAUUUACGGAGGAGUGGGGACUGUACGUGCCAAUGGAAAGCUAACCGAAGUGAGACUUGACUUUGCCCAACCCCUACCAUGACAGGGCAUGUGAGUGAGAACAGGUGAAGCAUCAGGGCUGCAAGAAGCAUGCUCAGAUUCCUCAGAGUCAGUGAGGAUGGCUGCCCUUCUCUGAGCUCCCUGCACUCGCCUGGUCUGGCCUCCUGUAGGGUGGGUGCUGCUUGUGGGUCUUUCACACUGCCCAUGGGGCCCUGGGGAUGCAAGGGCUGAUCUCUGCUGCAGACAGAGUCAGCAUUCAAUGCAUGCUUGCCCUGCAGGAUUGAUUGGGGGGGGGGUAGUGUGGCCAUUCUGUUUAUUAUUUUUCUAACAAUCAUAAAUCUCCAAUUAUUUUCUGGGUAUGUACUUACCAUGUGUAGGUAACACCACAAAAUAUUUCAUAAAGACCAUCCAUUUUACAAAAACUACUUUUCCAGAAUGUGUUGAUUA
Heterocephalus glaber (naked mole-rat) is the source of this 2428-nucleotide messenger RNA. RefSeq names its product interleukin 20 receptor subunit alpha (gene Il20ra). The record is from RefSeq and is a predicted model, not a curated record. Gene Ontology annotation, biological process: cytokine-mediated signaling pathway. Gene Ontology annotation, cellular component: plasma membrane. Gene Ontology annotation, molecular function: cytokine receptor activity; interleukin-20 binding. NCBI's taxonomy places the organism in Eukaryota, Metazoa, Chordata, Mammalia, Rodentia, Bathyergidae.